UGCCAGCUGGGAUUGAGGAUUUAGAUGCUGAAUGAAGCAUUCACAGAAAGUUAAAUAAAAUUGUGCUUAUUAUGCUUUGUGUUUCGCAGACCGCUCAGAAAGAAAAAAAACAGAACACCUACAUAUAAGCUCCCACCAUCCUAAGAGCAGGUGAUCAAGGAGAAGACCGAGGAGCAGGUUUACCAUCUCCACAACAUCUCCAUCUCCAUUCAACAACCUUUGCCACACAGACUGACUCACUAGAGGAGAAUGUGACACAUCCAGAUUCCAACCAACAUCCCGGCGGAGUCUUUUACAGUUCCAGAAAACAACAACACCUCGGCCAUCAUUGCCUUGCAACCUAACACCACUGCAAGACGGCUGAGAAGUGUGUCCUGUAGCACCUGUGGAGACUUCUGAUGCUCAUUCAGGCGAGUAUCUGUAGAAACUCUUAGAUGUCUUCAGCUCAGAACCUCAAAGUGAACUGAGUAACAGAAGAACCAAUCUAAAGAGAACCAAAGUGAGAACAUGACCUCCCUUCACAACGACCGCAACAUCCGGUCAAAAAUACAAGCCUUUGAAAGCCAAUCAAACACAGAGAACGAUGAAACGUCUGUGCCUUUCCCCCGUCCUCGCAAGGUUUUCACCAAACCACCUCCACUGGCACCAAAACCUUCUGUUGCCCUCCGGCCCUCGUUCAAAAAGCCCAAAGAAGAGCAGGUUUCAGAGUUUGACAGUCACUUGUACGAAGAUGUCGACACGCCUCCUAUGCCAGCGCCAAAACCUCAACUUUUCAAAAAACCAUCGUUAUACUCAAGAGAUGACUCCGACUCUCAGUCUCCCUUCAGGGCGGCCCUCAUCCCUCCAUCACGACCUUCACUGGUCAGAGUAAAGAAUAUACCGUCCCAGGAUGAGGAAACAGUAUCGAAAGGACCUCAUCUACCCCUCAAGCCUAGCAAAGACCUGUUGAACCCCAACAAUCACAACUCCACCGCACUUCUGUCUACCAUUGCAUCUGCAGAGAACAUGCUUAGCAAUGACUAUAUGGAUGCUCCCACAAACCACUCUCCCUCUAAACCUGAGCGCCAAAGAGGAUUCAACUACAUGGGGUCAAACAAUCUGGGAAUGAUCAAGAGACCCACAGUCAUCAGGGUCCCCAGCAAGACUGACAAAAAGUUUGAAGAGAUGGCAGAAGAUCCACCUUUAUAUGUGCAGAAGCCUGUGGGCGGCCCACCCACACCUGCUAAACCCUCUCUCAAAGACUCCUUCAGGAUCUCAUCUGAUUUGUCUCUUCCACCACGACCCAGUGGAGGAAAGUUUCUCCCUGCUCGACCGCCACCCGCUAAACCCGGCCCGGGACGACCUCCUCCUCCACGGAAAAAUGGCUCCGUACGUCGGCCCUCAGAUUCAGGGUUUUCACAAACAGUGCCUUCAAAACAACAGCAACCUCAAUGGCAGCAACAAAACCACAGAGCUUCGAAAAAAGGACCUGCCUUACCGCCGAGACCCAACCCUGGACAUCGUCUUUACAACAGAUACACCCUUGAGAUCCCCCACGGUGUUGCUGAGUUUGACUACAAUGGCACUAACACUGGAGAGCUCUCCUUUCAGAAAAAUGAAGUCCUCGUCUUACUUGAGGAAUUAGACCGCAAAACUUUUGAAUGCCAAGUGGGGAACGCUAAAGGGAGAGUGCAGAAAACACACAUGAAGAUUAUCACCCCCUUAACAAAUGUCCCCAGCAAUUCAGCACCUCAGAAAAACCAUUCUUUUAGUGGCAUGGUGGAAAACACUGGAUCUCUGCGAGUGCAAGCCCUGUAUGACUUCACUCCAGAGAAGCCUGGAGAGCUGGUGUUAAAUGCCGGUGAUGUGGUGUCUAAUGUAGAACAGCUGGACAGUGAGUGGUACAUGGGAACAUGCAGAAACAUCACUGGGAUCUUCCCCAUUAACUACGUGAAGACUCUGAAGCCUGUUACAUCCACACCAGCAUCCAGCAAUGAAUGGCAAACCAAACCAUCUCCUGAGCCUGUCAGAGGCCCAAGGUGUGUCGGGAGGUUUGACUUUGAAGGAGAGCAGAGCGAUGAGCUCUCGUUCUCUGAAGGUGAUGUGAUUCGGCUUAAAGAGUAUGUGGGAGACGAGUGGGCUUGUGGGGAACUGAACGGCCAAGUUGGUAUUUUCCCUCUUAACUUUGUGGAAGUGCUUGAGGAUCUCCCUCCAGCCCCGGUGCAGAAAUCUGCUCCGAAUAAGAUUGCACUGCCUGGAAUGGCCGGUUCAUCUAACACUCGAAUGUCUUACAAAGCCAGUAAGGCUGAAUGUAAGAGUGAAGAGUGGGCCGUGGCGCUGUAUGACUUCACAGCAGAGACAGAGGACGAUCUGGAUUUCCAGCAGGGAGACAGGAUCCUGGUCACUGCUCACAUAGACGAUGAAUGGUGGAGCGGACGGAUAAAUGGCAGAGAAGGCUUCUUUCCCAAAGCCUUUGUUGAGGUUGUUCCAGGAGGGAGAAAUUGGUAAGAGGCAACCUCAAAGGCAGUGUUUUUCUUCUCUCGUUUUCAUAUCCGCUUUGUUUGUCUAAUAUAUAUUUAUUGUUAAUAUACCAAAUCCACGGUCUGCUAAAAAUCUAUUCAUG
This is a messenger RNA of Carassius auratus (goldfish), 2602 nucleotides long. Its product is annotated as SH3 domain-containing protein 19-like. The record is from RefSeq and is a predicted model, not a curated record. The coding region runs from base 508 to 2487 and encodes 659 amino acids. NCBI's taxonomy places the organism in Eukaryota, Metazoa, Chordata, Actinopteri, Cypriniformes, Cyprinidae. Gene Ontology annotation, molecular function: protein binding. The transcript has 16 exons.